Messenger RNA from Zasmidium cellare ATCC 36951, 1662 nucleotides. RefSeq lists its product as uncharacterized. The transcript has 3 exons. Bases 1 to 1662 code for a protein of 553 amino acids. NCBI's taxonomy places the organism in Eukaryota, Fungi, Ascomycota, Dothideomycetes, Mycosphaerellales, Mycosphaerellaceae. Gene Ontology annotation, cellular component: cytoplasm. Gene Ontology annotation, molecular function: flavin adenine dinucleotide binding; 2 iron, 2 sulfur cluster binding; oxidoreductase activity, acting on NAD(P)H. The record is from RefSeq and is a predicted model, not a curated record.
AUGGCGACUGAGUUCAAGCUUAAGGGCUUGACGAGCAUUGAUCUCAAGAAUGGACAGUUGCAGGAGGUUGAGGUUGAGGGGAUCGAGGAGGGCAAGGUUCUGCUUGCGAAGGUCAAGGACGAAGUGCAUGCUUUGAGUGCGAAGUGUACGCAUUAUGGCGCUCCGUUGGCGAAGGGUGUCUUGAGUGGUGACGGACGGUUGACAUGCCCUUGGCAUGGCGCUUGCUGGAAUGUAAAGACUGGUGAUAUCGAGGACGCCCCGGCUCCAGACCCUCUCCAGAAGUUCGAAAUCGUCGAGAAAGAUGGCAGCGUGUACAUCAAGGGCGAAGAGGCAGCAAUCAAGGCCAACAGACGUAAUAUGAGCAUCAAGUGUCAGGCCAAGGGCAAUGAUCAAGUCGUCGUGGUCGGCCGCGGUAGCGGUGCGUUUGGUGCAAUAGACGGACUGAGAGCAGGAGGAUACACCGGCUCCAUCAUCAACAUUGCUGAAGAAGAGAGCACUCCAUUCGACAGGACCAAGCUCUCGAAGGCGUUGAUCGGUGAUGUAUCCAAGCUCGAGCUCCGGAGUAAGGACUACUACAAGGAAGGCAGCGUUGAUCUUGUCACCGGCACAGUCAAGUCCGUUGACUUCUAUGGCGGCCAGCUCCAGACACAAGAUGGCAAGGAUUACAGCUUCACCAAGCUCAUCCUCGCUACCGGUGGUACUCCUCGACAAUUACCACUUCCUGGUCUUAAAGGAGAUCUCAAGAACGUCUUCCUCCUGCGAACCGUUUCCCACGUCCAAGAGAUCCUGAAAGCAGCCGGUGAAGAUGGCGGCAAGAAAGUGGUUGUUGUUGGCUCGAGUUUCAUUGGGCUCGAAGUAGGAAACGCUCUCGCCGGUAAGAAACAUGAUGUUUCAAUAAUCGGAAUGGAGGAAGAGCCAAUGGAGCGAGUUAUGGGUAAAAAGGUUGGCGCAAUCUUCCGCAAGCUGCUGGAGAAGAACGGCAUCAAGUUCUAUAUGAGCGCGGAGGUUGACAAGGGUGUUGAGAGCGAGACCAAGUCCGGAUCAAUCGGCAAGGUAACCUUGAAAGACGGCACUGCUCUGGAAGCAGAUCUGGUUAUCGAAGGUGUUGGUGUCCGACCCUCGACGGACUUCCUCAAGGACAACAGCUCGGUCCAGCUCGAAAAGGAUGGCUCAGUAGCUGUGGACGAGUCGUUCACUAUCAAGGGUCUGAAGAACGUCUACGCCAUUGGUGACAUUGCAACAUACCCCUACCACGGACCUGGCGGCAAUGGCAAGCCUGUUCGCAUUGAGCAUUGGAACGUUGCUCAGAACGCCGGCCGAUCCGUUGCCAACUCGAUUAACAACCCGGGCUCGAAGCCCAAGCCAUUCAUUCCAGUCUUCUGGUCUGCCCUUGGUGCUCAGCUGAGAUACUGUGGUCAUACUCCAGAAGGCUUCGACGACGUGAUCAUCCAGGGCAACACGGACGUGAGCGAGGGCAAGCAGAGCUUUGUCGCCUACUAUACAAAAAGCGAGACGGUUGUUGCUGUCGCCAGCAUGAUGAAGGAUCCAUACAUGACUCAAUCGGCAGAGCUCAUGAGGAGAGGAAAGAUGCCGAGCAAGAGCGAGAUCUCGAAGGGAGUGGACAUCUUGGAGAUCUCAGUGCCGGCGGAGGUUAAGAUAUGA